AUGUCUGCGAGCGUCGCACAGCUCAAGCAUGAGGGCUCACCGCGACAGGUGGUCGUUGCAGGCGCUGUCGCAGGCCUAGUCUCACGCUUCGUGAUAGCUCCCCUCGACGUCAUCAAGAUUCGCCUGCAGCUCCAAAUCCACUCGCACUCCGACCCUCUCAGCGUGCGUAGCGUCAAUGGACCCGUCUACAAGGGCACACUUGGUACUUUUAGGCAGAUCCUGCGCGAAGAGGGUGUUACGGGGCUAUGGAAAGGGAACAUACCUGCCGAGUUGAUGUACUUAGCUUACGGCGGCAUCCAAUUCUCGGCCUAUACGUACAUCUCGCACCUGAUCGAAGCUAUCCCGGCGCCAUACACCCCUCCUGAUUCUGCGACAUCGUUCAUCAGUGGUGCUACUGCAGGUGCUGCUGCGACGACUGCGACAUACCCACUCGACCUGCUACGGACGCGCUUCGCUGCCCAGGGAAGGGACCGUGUAUAUCCGUCGCUCAUAGCGUCCUUGAAACACAUUGCUCAGCAUGAAGGCCCGACGGGGUUCUUCCGCGGUCUCGGAGCCGGCGUGAGCCAAAUCGUGCCGUACAUGGGACUGUUCUUUGCUACCUACGAAAGCUUAAAGCCGGUCACGGCCAAUUCGCCUAUUCCACUACCGUUUGGAAGCUCAGAUGCAGCAGCAGGAAUUAUUGCGAGCGUCUUGUCGAAGACUGCUGUAUACCCAUUAGACACUACACGGAAACGAUUGCAGGUGCAGGGGCCAAUGCGAGAUAAAUACAUUCAUCGCAACAUCCCUAAAUACUCUGGCGUAAUCAGCACCGUACUGCGUAUAUGGAAGCACGAAGGACGAAGAGGGAUGUAUCGAGGCUUGACCGUCAGUUUACUGAAAGCUGCUCCAGCGAGUGCGGUUACUAUGUGGACGUACGAGAGAGUUAUGGGUAUGAUGUUGGCGUCCAAUGAGAAAUUAACAAAGGUCUGA
This is a messenger RNA of Cucurbitaria berberidis CBS 394.84, 969 nucleotides long. RefSeq names its product mitochondrial deoxynucleotide carrier. Gene Ontology annotation, biological process: thiamine pyrophosphate transmembrane transport. The coding region runs from base 1 to 969 and encodes 322 amino acids. The transcript is spliced from 3 exons. Gene Ontology annotation, molecular function: thiamine transmembrane transporter activity. Gene Ontology annotation, cellular component: mitochondrial inner membrane. The record is from RefSeq and is a predicted model, not a curated record. NCBI's taxonomy places the organism in Eukaryota, Fungi, Ascomycota, Dothideomycetes, Pleosporales, Cucurbitariaceae.